This is a messenger RNA of Gambusia affinis (western mosquitofish), 1277 nucleotides long. RefSeq lists its product as uncharacterized. Gene Ontology annotation, biological process: cell surface receptor signaling pathway. Lineage: Eukaryota; Metazoa; Chordata; Actinopteri; Cyprinodontiformes; Poeciliidae. The coding region runs from base 6 to 1277 and encodes 423 amino acids. The record is from RefSeq and is a predicted model, not a curated record. The transcript has 10 exons. Gene Ontology annotation, molecular function: transmembrane signaling receptor activity.
GCAGCAUGGAGGUCACAACACUCUGCGCUGUUUUUGUUUCUUUUCAGGUGUUUCCGAACAGAUCGCAGUUCUUCCAGUACGAAUCCGUCGCCUUCAGCCUGAACUGCGACCAGCAGGAAGACGCUGCUGCGUGGAGAAUAAAAAGGAACACAUCCAAACAAAUCAAUUCACUCUGUCCUUCAUAUUCAGCUGGAACAAAUGAAUCUUCAUGCUUUCUAAGUGAGCUUUAUGAAACCGACUCUGGAGUGUACUGGUAUGAAUCUGAGGCUGGGAAGAUCAGCAACAUCAUCAACAUCACUGUUACUGUCGGUGAGUUGAUCCUGGAGAUCCCAGCUCUUCCAGUGAUGGAGGGAGACGACGUGGUUCUGCGAUGUAGAACAAGGAGAACAUUGUCUGGAAAUAUUUCAUCUACGUUUUAUAAAGACGAUCUUUUCAUUGGGAACAGUGUGAGAGGAAACAUAACUCUACAGAGGGUUUCUAAAUCCGACCAAGGACUCUACAAGUGCCACGUAACUGGAGUUGGAGAAUCACCAGACAGUUUUCUGACUGUCAGAGCAGGAUUUCCUGAAUCGCCUCCGUCUCUACAUGGAGACAUUCUACUUCCUGUGAUGGUCACUGGAGUUUCACUCUUUCUACUGAUGUUGCUCUGUCUGUGGAGAAACCAUCCAGAUAAUUAUGACUCUUCCAUCGUGUUGUAUACUGAAGUAAUCAACAGACAAACACAGAGAGCAAAAGUUUCAGAUGUUGUCCAGAGGGGGCGCUGUUCUGCGUUGUCCACUGUGGUGGUGUACAGACGGGCCCUCAGACGGGCCCUCGGACGGGCCCUCGGACCGGGAAGAGUUCGGGUUUAUAAAGCCUUCAUAGAUCACAGGAAGAAACAACAAAUUUUCUCAUCGUUACAUAAUAAAAGUGUAACCCAAUCACCUAAGUUCAUUUUGCAUUGCACAAUGAACCCAGUUAUAGUUAUUUGGCUCUUCACUCAUGCAGCCUCAUCAGGUCUGUUGACAUCAGCACAUGAAUAUUCCAGCCAACAUCCAGACAUCAUGGAGAAUCAGGCUGAGAGUUUCCCCAUGCUGACUCAACACAACACCACAAACCACACCAAAGGACAAGAAUUUCUCUUGGAUAUCGGCAUCUAUACUAUCAUUAUUGUUAUUGUGAUCUUCAUCGUCUGUGUCAUAGUCUGUCUAUGGAAGGACUGUACCUGUUCUCCAAACCACAAUCGCUAUGAAGAAAUCUCUGACACAGUCAGCUAUGCUAGUUUUGAUAUUGAUUAA